UCAUCGGCAUAUGAAAUAGAUUUCGAGUGCGGGAAACAUAUUAGACCGUGAAAUAGCUACCGAUCAAACAUUCUUAGAGUUUAAAUAUGGUCCAAUGAAAACCGUUAUCUCCAGUUAAAGGAAUGAAUGAUCCAGGAAAAACGAAAAUCAAGGCUAUAUUCGUUGGUGAUAGCGAGUGUGGAAAAACAGCUCUUUUGAGCGUCUUUGUGAAGAACGUCUUCCCUGAGGUCUACGAAGCUACUGUUUUCAACAGCUUGUCCUCUGAAGUAGAGGUCGAGGAAGAGAGAAUUGAACUUUCAUUGUGGGAUACGUCAGGUCAGCCUGAGUUUGACCAUGUUCGACCACUCUCUUACAAGGGCAGUGAUGUAGUUAUGAUAUGCUUUGAUAUCAGCAGGCCAGAAACCUUGGAAAGUGUUUCUACAAAGUGGACCACAGAAGCAAAGGAGAUGUGUGUUGACAAGCCUAUAGUUCUUGUAGGCUGUAAAACUGAUUUACGGAGUGACAUUUGUGUUGUCUCAGAACUUGCCAAGAGUAGAAGAAUACCUGUCACCUACCAACAAGGAUGUGAGAUGGCCAAACUCAUUGAUUCUGUACUUUACUUGGAAUGCUCAUCAAAAACGAAGGAUAAACACUUGAUAGAUGUCUUUGAAGUAUGCACAUUAACUGCUCUAGGCAAAACAAUACAUAAAAAGAGAUAUAAGCCCAAGAUGACACAUGAUAAAUCCUGCCAGAAGAAAUCAAGAAGAUGUAUUAUUUCAUAGCUAGAUUAUUUUGUUUUUAAUUAGAUAUUUAUCAAUUUUAAUAAUUGUAAAUGAAAUUUAUAGUAAAAGUCUGAGUUAAACGCUGAGUUAUAUA
Molecule: messenger RNA, 855 nt
Organism: Actinia tenebrosa (Australian red waratah sea anemone)
Lineage: Eukaryota; Metazoa; Cnidaria; Anthozoa; Actiniaria; Actiniidae
Product: rho-related GTP-binding protein RhoE
Biological process (GO): small GTPase-mediated signal transduction
Molecular function (GO): GTPase activity; GTP binding
Source: RefSeq, a predicted model, not a curated record